UGUGCUGUUUAUCAAUUAAGAGGAGCUAGUGGGAAAGGCAUGCAGGGUAUGUGGUUGAUGUUAUUCUUGUUGGUGGCUAUUGCAUUUGGUAAUUCAGAUAUUGAUGCACUCCUUGAACUUAAGAAGGGUUUUCGAGACGAUCCUGCCGGACUAGUUCUCGAUUCGUGGAAUUCCAAGUCCUUAGAUUCUAAUGGAUGCCCUCAGAACUGGUAUGGAAUAUUGUGUGGUGAGGGAAGUGUUACAUCAAUCAUUUUGGACAAUGCCGGGUUGGUCGGAGAGUUUAAUUUCCCUGCAAUUGGUGGCCUUAAAAUGCUUCGAAACUUGUCUGUCGCGAACAACCAAUUCGAAGGAAGUAUCUUGCAAAUUGGUCAGCUGGAAUUGCUUGAAUCUCUUGAUUUGUCCCUCAACAAGUUUAAUGGAUUGUUACCCUCGAACUUUGUUGAAUUGCGAAAUUUAGUGUAUCUGAAUCUUUCUUCAAAUGAAUUUGAAGGUACUCUUCCUGUUGGGUUUGACAAACUUAGCAAGUUGAAGUAUUUAGAUUUGAACACUAAUAAUUUUUCUGGGGAUAUUAUGCAUAUCUUUUCUCAGAUGGGAAGUGUUGUGCAUGUGGACUUAAGCCGCAACAGGUUUUCUGGGACACCGGAUUUUGGACUCGGAGAUGACUCGUUUCUCUCUUCGAUUAAAUACUUAAAUGUUAGCCACAAUUCUUUGACUGGUGAGCUUUUUGCUCAUGAUGGAAUGCCUUACCUUGAUAGUUUAGAGGUCUUUGAUGCGAGUAAUAAUAAGUUAGAGGGUAACAUACCUUCCUUCACAUUUGUGGUAUCGCUGCGUAUUCUUCGACUUGAACGCAACCAAUUGUCGGGUUUGCUACCACAAACUUUGUUGAAAGAAAGUUCAAUGAUGUUGUCUGAACUGGAUCUCAGUCAAAACAAGAUUGAAGGUCCCAUUGGAAGUAUAACUUCUGUCACUCUAAGGAAACUUAAUGUAUCUUCGAACAAAUUGUCGGGUGCCUUGCCUCUCAAGAUAGGCCACUGCGCCAUCGUAGAUUUGAGUAAUAACAUGCUGUCCGGUAAUUUGUCGAGGAUCCAGUAUUGGGGUAACUAUGUGGAAGUCAUUCAGCUAAGUUCAAACUCAUUGAUAGGUACUCUGCCAAAUGAAACUACUCAGUUCUUAAGGUUAACCGAACUUAAGGUAUCCAAUAACUCAUUGGAGGGAGUUCUAUCACCAAUCUUGGGAACAUAUCCAGAGCUAAGAGAGAUUGAUCUUAGUCUCAACCGGCUUUCUGGCUUCCUCCUACCGAACUUUUUCACCUCGACCAAGUUGACUAAGCUUAACCUUUCCAACAAUAAGUUUUCUGGACCCAUUCCUGUUGAACUUCGACAAGGUCGAAAUAAUCCAUCAGUUUCUUCUAAAAAUUCUAGUAUGGUAUAUCUUGAUCUUUCAUGCAACAACUUGAGUGGGGUUAUACCUUCAAAAUUAAGCAAGCUUCGCAAUUUGGCUUUUCUCAAUCUAUGUAGCAACAAAUUGGAAGGUACUAUUCCUAAUGACCUUCCGGCGUUGCGAGGUUUUAAUGUGUCCUUCAAUAAUCUCUCAGGUGUUGUGCCAGACAACUUAAUGCAGUUUCCUGAAUCAUCAUUUCAUCCGGGAAACUCUCUGCUGAUUCUUCCGAAAUCACGAUCAUCACCGAAAGAUGCUUCUGACUUUGGUUUGGGAGGACAUCAGUCACAUAAAAAAUCUGCAAUUAGGAUUGCUUUGAUUGCAAGUUUGGUGACCGGCGCUCUUGUGAUGGCCUUUGUUGGUAUGGUGAUUUAUUACAUGGUUCGCCGGCAAAAAGAAAGGACUUCGAAACAAAAUGAAGCAAGAGGUAUAGUCCAAGUGAGUUCUUCAUUAUCAACCAGAGAGGGACCUAACAGAAAUUUGGAGGCAAUAGGAUCUUCUAAGGGUGGAUCAGCUGACGAUGGAGGAAACGUCGAUGCCUUGACAAAGAAGGCAAAAGAUCUUUGCCAACCUGAAUUAGUUAAGAACGACGAGGACAUGCUUUCUCCAAUGUCUUUUGUGUCAGCCUCAAAUCCUUCAUCGUCUAUAAGUCCUCAGUUUGAGAAUCCCGGUUCCCUCAGUGUAUCCUCUCCAGAUAAACUAGGCGGGUACUUGAAUCUAUUCGAUGGAUCUUUGGUGUUAACCGGUGAGGAACUUUCGUGUGCUCCGGCGGAAAUUAUUGGUAGGAGUUGUCAUGGAACACUAUAUAAAGCCACACUUGACUCUGGUCAUGAAUUAGCUGUAAAAUGGUUAAGGGAAGGCAUCACUAAAGGGAAGAAGGAGUUUGCGAGGGAAGUUAGGAAACUCGGGACUAUCAAGCAUCCGAAUCUGGUUUCUAUUCAGGGUUACUACUUGGGACCAAAGGAGCAUGAGAGACUGAUUGUAACAAAUUUUAUUAAUGCACAUUCUUUGGACAUUUAUCUCCAUGAGGCAGAUAAAAGAAAUCUCCAAUCUCUGUCUCUUGAUGAGAGGCUGAGAGUGGCCGUUGAAGUCGCACGGUGUUUGAAUUUCCUACACAAUGAGAAGGCCAUACCUCAUGGCAAUCUCAAAUCCACAAACAUUCUACUUGAAGCUCCAGACCGGAACGUUCGGCUCACUGACUACAGCCUGCACCGGAUACUAACUGCUGCAGGCACGGCCGAGCAAGUCUUGAACGCCGGUGCUCUUGGUUACAUGCCUCCCGAGUUUGCCAGAUCAUCAAGCAAACCAUCCCCUUCACUAAAGAGUGAUGUGUAUGCAUUUGGAGUAGUCUUGUUAGAGCUCACAACAGGGCGAAAAUCGGGUGAAAUAUUGUCCCAGAUUCCAGGAGCGGUCGACCUGACCGAUUGGGUGAGGUUCUUAGCCAGCGAAAACCGGUCUAAUGAAUGCUUCGACAGGUUCCUUGUGGAACAAGAAAGAAGUGAAAGAGCAUCUAGAAUCCUUGAUGAAAUGCUUAAGGUUGCUCUUACAUGCAUUCUUCCAGCAUCAGAGAGGCCUGACAUGGAAACAGUUUUUGCUGAUCUUUCAUCAAUAAGGUAGCAAGCAUUUUAGUUUCUGAUCAUAAAAUUAUUAACCACUAACAUCAUCAUCAUCAUCAUCAUUAUUAGUUAUCUAUGAUUGUUUUUUGUUUAAAUUUUUGGUCCCUUGAUUACACAACUCUCCAUAGGCAUCAUUGCAACAUGUCA
Molecule: messenger RNA, 3200 nt
Organism: Arachis stenosperma
Lineage: Eukaryota; Viridiplantae; Streptophyta; Magnoliopsida; Fabales; Fabaceae
Product: probable inactive receptor kinase At5g10020
Exons: 4
Coding region: 40-3054 (1004 amino acids)
Biological process (GO): protein phosphorylation
Molecular function (GO): protein binding; ATP binding; protein kinase activity
Source: RefSeq, a predicted model, not a curated record